Messenger RNA from Eruca vesicaria subsp. sativa (arugula), 531 nucleotides. NCBI's taxonomy places the organism in Eukaryota, Viridiplantae, Streptophyta, Magnoliopsida, Brassicales, Brassicaceae. The record is from the annotation of a GenBank genome assembly.
AUGGACAUUUUACAUAGCCGUCGUCGAGGCUACAUCUUGCUUCUAGUUCUAUCUUAUUUCUCUGUGUUUGGUUUUGCUUCCAGUAUGAAUAUUUCUAAUGAUGCAAGAGGCAGCAAAGCCGACGACGACGAUAUGCCGUUCAUACCUGAAGCUGGUUCCACUGAUUAUGGCACGGACACGGGCAAGGAAUAUAUUGUGUGUUCAGAAUCUAAUAUCACAGCUCCGUGGGAUAUUGGUUGCCAGAAAACAUCUAAAGAUAAUGAUGUGAAAACAUCUAAAGAUAAAGAUGCUAAAACAUCUAAAGAUAUUAUUACAAAGAUCAAUUUUGCUGAUUAUGGCAAUCCUUCCGGUAAGUGUGAACACUAUAGACACGGAAAGUGCGGCUCACCAUAUACCAUGAAGGUCGUCAGAAAGAAUUGUCUUGGAAGACACAAGUGUGUGUUUGUGGUUACGGACGAGAUGUUUGGUCGGGCUUACUGCCCAAAAGAUGUUAAGUUCUUUCUUCAAAUCACAUGUACAAGAAGAGCUUAG